This is a messenger RNA of Argentina anserina (silverweed cinquefoil), 1296 nucleotides long. RefSeq lists its product as uncharacterized. Lineage: Eukaryota; Viridiplantae; Streptophyta; Magnoliopsida; Rosales; Rosaceae. The record is from RefSeq and is a predicted model, not a curated record. The transcript has a single exon. Bases 1 to 1296 code for a protein of 431 amino acids.
AUGGCAAAGCAAGCACUUGCUUUUAGAGGUGAUGAUGAAUCUAUCGAGUCAUCUAAUCAUGGCAAUAUUAUUGAAAUUGUGGAUUCAUAUAGGAGAAUGAAUGAGGAAGUUGCAAAGGUCACCUUAAAAAAUGCCUCUGCAAAUGCUAGUUAUACUGCUCCAGGUAUUCAGAAACAGAUUCUUAAUAUUUUUGCCAAAAGAGUUAGAAAAAAGAUAUGCGAAGAGCUUAGGGGUUCCAAGUUUUGUAUACUUAUGGAUGAAUCACUAAAUGAGGGUAAAAAAGAUCAAAUGACUAUCAUCUUGAGAUUUGUUUAUUUUCAAGGGUUUGUUCGUGAACGAUUUUUUCAUGUUGUAAGUGUUAGUGAUACUGGUGCAGCAACUCUUAAGAAUAAGAUUGACAAGGUUUUCACUAAAUACAAUCUUCGAGUUGAAAAUUUGAGAGACCAAAGAUAUGAUGGUGCUAGCAACAUGUGUGGUCAAUGGAAUGGAUUGCAAGCAUUAUUUUUGCAAGAAUGCCCAUACGCAUACUAUGUACAUUGUUUUGCUCAUCGCCUACAAAUAGCUUUGAAUACAUCAGCUACAGAUGGAGAUGUGGUGUACUUGUUUUUUGAGAUGUUGACUAGUAUCAUUAAUGUUAUCGACUCAUUUUCUAAGAACGUUUAUGAGUUGAAAUGCAUUCAAGAAGUUGAAGUUGUGGAACAAAUUGCUACUGGGGAACUUGAAACUGGCAAGGGAGCUAAUCAGACAUGUAAUCUACAAAGAGAGGGAGCUACUCGGUGGAGUUCAAGGUAUUAUUCUAUUAAGAACUUGAUGAAAUUGUUUAAUUCAACUAGUUUUGUUUUCAAAAACAUGAUUGAUAAUGGUCUUAUUGGAAAAAUACAUGGACAAGCUUUGGGUGCUUUUAGAGCUAUAAGAUCAUUUGAUUUUGUGUUUUGUUUAUUAUUGAUGGGGAAAAUUAUGAGAAUCACAAAUGCUCUUUGUAAGUCACUGCAAGAACAAUCUCAAGAAAUUAUAAAUGCCAUGAAUCUAGUUUCAAGCACGAAGGGUCAACUUGAAAAGUUGAGAGAAGAUGGUUGGGUUGGUUUCCUUGCUAGUGUUGUGUCAUUUUGUGCCUCACAUGUCAUUGUUGCUCCAGAUUUUAAUGCUCCUUAUUUGGAAGGUACAGGUCAUCCUUCUCAACAACUGAAUUGUGUUACCAUUGAGCAUUAUUAUCGUGUUCAAGUAGUUUAUGUCGUAAUUGAUUUUCAAUUGAUGGAACUAAAUACUAGAUUGAAUGAGAAAACAAGGGAGCUUUAG